Molecule: messenger RNA, 1685 nt
Organism: Bufo gargarizans (Asiatic toad)
Lineage: Eukaryota; Metazoa; Chordata; Amphibia; Anura; Bufonidae
Gene: ITFG1
Product: integrin alpha FG-GAP repeat containing 1
Exons: 14
Coding region: 77-1663 (528 amino acids)
Cellular component (GO): plasma membrane
Source: RefSeq, a predicted model, not a curated record
CCCUCGUAGCCGGCGCGUAGUGACGUCAUCAACCCGGAAGUGCUGUGCAGACACAACACCGCCGCUGACAGACGGGAUGGCGGAGGCGCCGCUCUUUGGACGUCAGUUUCCGCUCCUCCUGGUCCUGCUCUCUGCCGUUGUGUCCCCGCUCCGAGCCUCCCUGAGGAAUGUCACCGGGGACGUGCUGGGCUCGGAGACCCGGGGAUGGGUGGCGGCCUUCGGGGACUUCAACGCAGAUAAACAGACUGAUCUAUUCAUCGUCAGAGGGGGUAAUGAAUUACGAAUCUUUUUCGCAGACCUGAAGUCAACGCCGUAUUUCAGCCCCAAAGUGAGACUCUCAUUGGAGAGUGAAGGCGCGGUGAUAACCAGCGUGGUUCCUGGUGAUUACAAUGGAGAUUCCCAAAUGGACGUCCUGCUGACCACUAUACCCCGUGCCCAGGCCGGGACCGACCAGCCGCUGUCUGUGACUAUCUACUGGGGCCAAAACCAGACCCUCAGUCUCAAUAACAAGUUGCAGCUGAACAGCACCUACUCUGACGAGCCUCACAUCAUGGACUUUAAUGGAGACCUGAUUCCGGAUAUCUUUGGUGUCCCUUCUGGAAGCCAGACUCCUCUAAUCACAUAUGGCGGGAACCUCACCAUGACCGGGGGUCUCAAUACAACGCGCUCCAUGUUUGUCCCCCAUUCCCACGCCUUCAUAGACCUCACCGGAGACUUCACUGCUGAUCUGUUCCUUACAACUUUGGCAGACGACAAAAAAAGUGCUCAGUUCGAGACCUGGGAGAAUCAGGCUGGAAAUUUCUCCAGAGCUACAUCCACCGUCUCGAAGCCAAAGGACGCUAAGAUCGUCGGACAGUCCGUUUUUGCUGAUUUUGAUGGAGACGGUCUCCAGGACCAUUUGCUGCCGGUCUGUGAAGAUGACAAAUGCAUGGAAAGUGUCAUAUAUCUCAUGAAAUACGGAACCACACAGUGGGUUCCGGUGCUGCAGAAUUUUACCAAUGCAAAUACACGUUGGGCUCUUGUACCCCAGGACUCUACACAUGUCCCGUCUCUGCCCAUUACCCUCCAUAUCGGGGAUUACAACAUGGACGGUUACCCAGAUGCCCUCGCCAUCCUGCGGAAUACAUCUGGGAGUAACCAGCAAGCCUUCCUGCUGGAGAACGUCCCCUGUAAGAACAGCACCUGCUCCAGGAUGUUUGACGUCCACUGGGAGAUCCCCGACCUCAAUCAGAUAAAAGACGCGGCGGUGGCGACCUUCUUUGACUUUUACGAAGAUGGCAUCCUGGACAUCAUCGUGUUGAGCAGGAGGACCUCCGAGGACGGCGCCAUCAACGUCCUGAUCAACAACUUCGAAGCCGACGCUUAUUUUGUCAAGGUGAUAGUGCUCAGUGGUAUCUGCUCCAAUGACUGCCCACAACAUGUAAAGCCAUUUGGGGUUAAUCAGCCGGGGCCGUACAUCAUGUACAUGACGGUGGACGCCAAUGGAUAUCUGAAGAACGCGUCAGGUAGGCAUGGCUUCGUCUUUUAUGUGGCAGGGGUAGAUUGGGGGACGUGGGGGUGUUGUGUUCCAGACGACCUCCUAAUUGCAGGGCAGGCUGUGUCAUGUGCCUCUCUCAUAUGGCGCCCCCUGCAGAUGGAGCUGAGACACAUUAUAGGUAACUGACAUCACUGAGCCGAGGGAUACA